Molecule: messenger RNA, 2011 nt
Organism: Elaeis guineensis (African oil palm)
Lineage: Eukaryota; Viridiplantae; Streptophyta; Magnoliopsida; Arecales; Arecaceae
Product: WEB family protein At2g38370
Biological process (GO): chloroplast accumulation movement; chloroplast avoidance movement
Cellular component (GO): cytosol
Source: RefSeq, a predicted model, not a curated record
UCUCUUCCCCUUCCCGGUGUCUGUGGCUCUGCUACUCUUCCACUUCUACUCCGAUCUCUACUUACACUCGGUAAAAAGAAGAAGAGCAGUACAGAGAACAAGAAGUAGAAGAAGGAAGAGAAGGCAUUCUCGUACGAAGCGUCGGGUUCUUCUCCAAUGGAGGUGGUUAGUAGUGCGGCGCCACCGGAAACCCUUGACUGCUCCUCCUCGGGGGCGGCGGCGGCGGUGGCGACGGAAGCGACGGGGGUGAGGAGAUGGGAGGUCGACACGUCGACCCCCUUCGGUUCGGUGAGGGAGGCUGUGGAUCGCUUCGGGAGGAGAGCCCCGUGGAAGCCACAGCUCGGGCCGGUCAUCCUCCCUCCCGAGGAUCUUGAGCUUAUGAAAGUGGAGGAGCAGACUGUAAAGUUAGAGAUGGAUCUUAUUGUGAAGGAAAGAGAAACAUUUAAUGUGUUGAAAGAACUUGAAAUGACGAAAAGGAUUGUGGAUGGCUUAAAAUUGAGAUUACAGAAAGAAGCCUCGGAGGCCACUAAAAUUCCUGACAAAUAUUCAGAUAGUAUUAAGGUACAUCCACUUCAAGAUACUGAAGAAAAAUGGCCCAUAUAUUCUGAGAACCUUGUAGAUUCGGUAGGUCAAAAUAUAGGUACAAAGCAAUCUCCAGGAUUAAUUUUAAUGAAAUUGAAGCAGGCAAAGUUCAAUCUGAACAGGACUACUAGUGGUUUUGCUGGAACACGAUCUUCCAUAGAAAAGCUAAAGAGGGAAAUAAGGGAGGAGAAACAUUUGCUUGAGAAAACCCGUGAAAGAUUGAAUUCAAAUACCGAUAAGGUCUCAUGCCUAGAAGAAGAUCUAAAUAAGACAGUGAAGGCACUGCAAUUAUUUAAAGAUGCAAAGAAUAAACAUUGUGAAAAACCUUCAGACACAUUGAGUCGGAUCAAAGAACUUAGUUCUGAGAAGGAGAAGUUUAAAAGGAUGACAGAAGCUGCCAAAUCUGAAAUUUCAGGAUUGACUGCUGAAAUCGAACAAACAAAGUCAAGAAUAAAGACUGCCGAGGUCAGGGGUCUUGUAGCCAGGAAGAUGGAAGAGGCAGCCAAAUCAGCGGAAGCUGUUAUCCUUAAGGAAGUCAAAACCUUGACAGACAGUAAGCAUUCAGCUGUGCUUCUUCAAAAUUCUUCUGAAGUCACAGUUCCAGUUGAGGAAUAUGCUAUGCUAAUUCGCAAGGCUAAAGAGGCUGAUCAAAAUUCGAGAAUGAAAAUUGAAGCUGCUAUGCUUGAGGUAGAAGGAGCAAAGCAGUCUAAACUGGAACUACUAGAAAAGGUGGAUGAAGCUUUAGCAGAUGUUGAAACCAGUAGGAAGGCACUAGAAGACGCCCUAAGGAGGGAAGAGGCUGCAAACAGAGAGAAGCUUGCUGUUGAAGAAGUUUUUCGGAGAUGGAGGUCUGAACAUGGUCAAAAGAGGCGCUCUGUGAUUAACUCUACAAAAUUCAAGAACUACUCUUCGACUCCCUAUAGAAGAGGCUCGCAGUUGCUUGAUGUGAAUGGCUUGAGUUUGGUUACUGGUGGGUCAAGAAGCGUGCUAGGGCCGACAUUGUCUAUCGGCCAAAUACUGAGCAGGAAGCUGAUGGGCCCUGAAGAUUUUGAAAUGCAUGUAACUGAGAAAUUCAAAGGAAAGACUAAGGUUUCUCUGGGUCAAAUUCUAAGCAAAAAACAUGAUUUUUUAUCUUCUCCAAGGAUAGAUGAUGGUAUCGCUUGCAAAAAUUUCUCUACAAAGAGGAGGAAGUUUGGUUUUGCUGGUUUCUCACUUCUCUUGGUGAAAAAAAAUAAAAAUAAAAAGAAGAAGCAGGCUUGGAAUCCUCAACUAAGCUAUAAUGUCGAGCACAAGUAGCUAUUUGUGGCUUCAGCUUUUUCAGAACAACUAUUUCUGAGACCAACAAUUUAAUCUUAUUGCUUUUGUUCUCUGUAGAUUGCAACUUAGCUUCAGUGCUUGUAGGUCUGAACUUCUGUGUAAAUCUCAUGCU